GCUACCGAGUCUACGUCAUUGGCCAGCGCCAAGUCCUGGCUUGCCCGCUCGGCGAAUUACGAUCAAACGCGUCGGUCUGUGCUAUUUAAUGGGCGGAGAUUCAUCGCGAAACCCCAAAUCCACUUCGGAGUCCGAGUAUUUUGGUAUUUUGCUGCUUGCUCCUUGCUAGCUGUUUGUGUUGUGCAAUUCCAUUAUACCGGUACCUCGACAAAUUGUUUGCCAAUCCAGGCAUAUAGCCAUAUAUAGGUGAAUUUAAUUCGGGCAAGUUGAAUUCCUAUCCGUGGUUAGUCUGGUUUAUGGGAAGUGAAAGAUAACUUACAUCUUAUUUACCCUUUCCUCAGAACUCUUCCAACUUCUCAACAAACUGUAAUCAACCAUGCCUCCAAAGAAGCGAUCAGCAAGCACAAAGGCAGGUGGGAAGGGGGCUAAAGUGUUGAAGAAAGAACCAGAUGAUGGUGGACUGAAGGCUGCUGUUGAGAAACUCAAAACUGCUGACAAAGAGAAGAAAUCAUCUCAUACUAAAGAUAGCCAUUGUAGUUGGCCUGGUAGUGUGUUUGAUGAUUUUGACUGUAUGCUGAACCAAACUAAUAUUGGCCACAACAACAACAAGUACUAUGUUGUUCAACUCUUGCAAUCUCACUUAGGAUAUGCUGUUUUUACCAGAUGGGGAAGAGUGGGAGAGUCAGGCCAGCAAGCAACACAGGAAUUUAAUGGCAGUGAUAUCGAAGCUGCCAAGAAAUUCUUCUGCAAGAAGUUUAAUGACAAGACCAAGAACAAGUGGGAAGACCGGGCAAACUUUGUGCCCAAGGCCGGCAAAUAUACCCUGAUAGAGGUGGAGGACGCAGAUAACGAGGAACUUCAGGAGACGAGUGAAAAGCUUGCUGAGGUAGAUGACUCGUCUAAGACAGUGCUUCCUUCCAAGCUGGAUAAGGUUACACAGGAUUUUGUCAAACUGGUUUUCAACGAGGACAUGUUCAAGGAACAGAUGACCAAGUUUGAAAUUGAUGUAAAGAAGAUGCCGCUUGGUAAGCUCAGCAAGGCUCAGAUCGCCAAGGGCUUUGAAGCUUUAGAAGAACUUGAAGAUGCGAUACAGAAGAAGGCAAACAAGGGCAAGUUGAGUGAACUUUCCUCCAAGUUUUACACCAUCAUCCCUCAUUCUUUUGGAAGGAAUAUACCUCCUCUGAUUGAUGAUGCUGAGAAGAUCCAGGCAAAGAAAGACAUGCUUAUUGUUCUUGGAGAUAUUGAGCUUGCACUGGGUAUGCAGAAGGAAAAGAAGAAAAAAGAUGCUGCUGCUGGCGAUGCUAUACCCCAUCCACUCGAUGUCAAGUAUGAUCUUCUCAAAUGCAAUCUGGAGCUUCUUGACCCAUCAUCCAAGGAGUUCAAAAUUGUUAAGACCUACAUUGCUAACACUGGCCACAGUGGUUCUGAGAAGCAGCUUCUUCAUGUCUGGAAGAUGGACAGAGAAGAUGAGAGUGAUAGAUUUACUGCACACACUGAUAUCACAAACCGUCGUCUCCUGUGGCAUGGUACCAAUGUGGCUGUAGUAGCCGCUAUCUUGAAAACGGGACUUCGCAUCAUGCCACAUUCAGGAGGACGAGUAGGACGAGGCAUAUAUCUUGCAUCGGAGCAAAGCAAAUCACGUGGAUAUGUUGGAGUAGCAAACGAUGGCCGAGCCGUGAUGUUCCUGAAUGAAGCAGCCCUGGGUAAAGAGCAUUACAUCACAGCUAAUAAUAGCUCUCUUACUAAAGCACCUAAUGGAUGUGACUGUGUCAUUGCUAAAGGAAACCAAGAACCAGAUCCGAAGAAGGAAACCGUCUUGAAGCUUGAUGGCAAGGAUGUGGUUGUCCCCCAGGGAAAACCAGUCAAGCAAUCAAAAUACUCGUCAUCUCACUUCUACCAGAGCGAGUACCUCCUCUAUAAAGAAAGUCAGAACAGAAUGAGAUAUCUCUGCCUCUUCAAGUUUUGGUAAUCACCUCACAUUGCUGCAAUGUAUCUUGGUUGCUUGAGGAUUGUCUGAACAGACUUCUGCUAGAAAUUGUGUCUCUUAGAUAAGGUAUGAAACCUGUGGAGCAUUUGUUAUUCAACAUAUUUACGUUAGCUGGUAGAAAUAUAUUGACUGUCCACUCUUCUUUUUUGUUAUUAUAAGGUGUAUGUAACAUAUGCUUUAUUCACUGCCCUCUGACUCACUUUUAUUACAGUAGUUGCAUGUGCUGAAUUUUGUUGAAGUGAAAUUUUUCAGAAAAUUUGCUUCAAAUUCUGUCACUUGAUUUGAUCAGAGUGUGAAAACAGGAUUGCUUUUGACCAUUGCAUGUUAACUAUUCUUUAAUUUAAUCUGAAAAAAAAUCUUACAACUCAUAAAGCAGUUGUGUGUUAUGUUCAAAGAUCAUGAUUUUUUUUUUCAUUUUGCUUUUAUAAAUGAAUGCUUUGAUCAGAACGAAAUGAAAAUGAAUAACAUACAGUAUCUGUGUAGGAGAAGAAGGAUACAUAUAGGAAAAUAUUCUAGGUUUUCCUGGAGAAAUGAAAAGAUAUUCAACCAUCUAAGUAUGAUUAAGAAACCUAAUCUUAACCCAAUUCCAUCCUAUAUCUUGCCCGAGAGGCAGUUGCCUUUGUGGAAAAUGCAGCUUUUUAGAUGAACAAUUUCAAUUUGUUGAAAUAUCAGUUUAUACUUCAAAAUGAUGAAAUGUUGCUCUUAUCAUAUGACAAUUUAUAUAAUCGCUUUCAAACUGCUCCUUUUUCUAAGAAUGUUGGUAUCAAUCCAUUCUGCUGUGCUUGGCGAAUCCAAGUAUGUAGAAUUUCAGUAUAAACAGGUACUGUGAUUAUCUACAAAUGGCAGUUCAAAUGACAGAAAUAUCUUCUAUUUUUAACUUCCUUUUUAUUUGAAAACAUGUUCUCUUUUGCCAAAUGUCAGCUGUAUCCACUUUUAUGCUGUUUUAAUUCCAUUGUUGAUAGAAAUUUCCUGUCUUUCUUACAGAAUUACAUGUGUGAAGAUAUAUUCUCUAAGUGAGUUAGAAAUAAUUUUAUGAUGAAUGUUUUAGAGAUGGUACUUUUUAUAAGCUUGUGGAAUAAGGCUAGUCUAGAUAUCUUAAUGCAUAUUAAUAUACAGAGGGUAUAUUCACUUGCCAAUAAAUUCAUAUAUUUUACCUGUCAAAUCAAAGAUUUUAUAGUCACUGUUUUUAAUAUGCACUGAAAUAUGUUAUGGUAACAUAAUUGUAUCGAUAAAUGUAUUAUUUCUAUGUUUUUUUAAUAAUGCAGACACCAAAAUCUUACAUCAAUUCAUGUAGUAUGAAGAUUUGAUAUGACAUAAAUUAUUUGUAUACAUAUUUCAAUUAAGUGAUCUAAAAAAAUAUAUGAUUCUUUGAAAUCUAUGCAUAUUUUACAGAAAAUGCCUACAGAGUAAAUCAGAACUUUGAUUUUAAUGUAUGAUAGAUUAAUGUGGGUGUGAUGUAAUAGUAUUUUAGUUUAAUUUAAUUUUUGUUUUACAUGUAUUUCAUUUCCAGUAAUACAAUAACAAUAGUGAAUAUCAAAACUUUGAAUACAAAAUUAAGAAUCCAAUGUCAGAAGACAAAGAAAAUACAAACACUCAAAAAGAGAAAAGUUCAUCAGCUAAUGCCUGGGGAUUAUCAAAAUAAAUCAGGAUUCUGUUAAGACUUUUCUCAUUAGCUGGUGAUAAAGAUAGAUCAAAUGCAGUCCAACAUUAUGAACCAAAGAUAUUUUGUAAAAAAUAGAAUAAAAACAUAAGUCACAAAUGCAGGUUUUAGAGGGUUUUUUAAGGAAAACAAAAAUAAAAAAGGAAAGAAAAAGGGGAAAACAGAGUUUUAAUCUCCAUGUUUUAAAUAAUUUAUCAUGUGUAUAUUGUGAAAUGUGUAAAUAGAAAUCAAGAAUAUCAACAUCGAUAAAAAUGUGCUCAUAGUUAUACAAUUUAAUCAAGAAAUAUGGAUUACACAAGCAACUUUUUUACUGUAUGUCUAUAAAAGUUUACAUUUGAUGUUUACAUUUGAUGCUAUAUAGGAUAAACAGGGGGAGAAUAUAAGCCAUUUUUACUUUUAAAGUCAGGAAAUUUGAAAUUUUCUAAGAGACUGUCCACUCCUUGUGCACCCAUGUUAUAUUUGGCCUUAUCUGCCUGUAACUGAUUCUCAAAAUCAUGUUUUAUUUUCUUCACUUUUAACUCAAAGGUCAUCAUGAGUAGAUGACCUUUGAGGGUGAAUAGAGUACAAUAUAUCCAAUGUAUGAAAGGUGUGAACUGUUGUGUAAAACAAUCGUUUUCAAAAUUAUAUCCUUCAUGUUAAUGUAGAAGUUGUAGCUGCACAUACUACAAAUCAUUCUUAUUCCUGUACACCUUGUUGAUGAAGCUAUUCUUUCAAUUCGUUAUUGAAACAAUCUGGGUGAUAUUAUUUUCAAAACUUCCUGAUUGCCAGAAUAAACUAGCUGUAUGAAUGUGUAUUCCAUACAUGUAGACAAAAAGA
This is a messenger RNA of Lytechinus pictus (painted urchin), 4463 nucleotides long. Its product is annotated as protein mono-ADP-ribosyltransferase PARP3-like. Bases 377 to 1969 code for a protein of 530 amino acids. The transcript has 12 exons. Gene Ontology annotation, biological process: double-strand break repair; protein poly-ADP-ribosylation. NCBI's taxonomy places the organism in Eukaryota, Metazoa, Echinodermata, Echinoidea, Temnopleuroida, Toxopneustidae. Gene Ontology annotation, molecular function: NAD+-protein mono-ADP-ribosyltransferase activity; NAD+ poly-ADP-ribosyltransferase activity. Gene Ontology annotation, cellular component: nucleolus; site of double-strand break. The record is from RefSeq and is a predicted model, not a curated record.